Molecule: messenger RNA, 1641 nt
Organism: Aspergillus mulundensis
Lineage: Eukaryota; Fungi; Ascomycota; Eurotiomycetes; Eurotiales; Aspergillaceae
Gene: sreA
Product: siderophore transcription factor SreA
Exons: 3
Coding region: 1-1641 (546 amino acids)
Biological process (GO): negative regulation of transcription by RNA polymerase II; positive regulation of transcription by RNA polymerase II
Molecular function (GO): DNA-binding transcription factor activity, RNA polymerase II-specific; zinc ion binding; RNA polymerase II cis-regulatory region sequence-specific DNA binding
Source: RefSeq, a predicted model, not a curated record
AUGGAGACGUUGCGAUCCCUCCCUCGAAACCCGGACGUCGUUGCGCGACACCCAUCGGCCGAAGAUCUAGACGCUGCGCAACAACUCAUCUCUUCCGCUCAAGCCGGCCGGGAACACCCUCUCGAUCGACAUUAUACCGAUGACGGAUCUCGAAAUCCUGAGGCGGGAGGCCCACAAAGCCAUCGGGAGGGUGACUACCCUAUAGUUCAGACAUCCGAGACGUCCACGAACGGGCAUUAUAUCGAGAAGACAUCCCCCAAAUCUCAAAAGGACACCUCGUUUCUAGGACAUUCUUGCAGUAAUUGCGGAACCAAGAGCACUCCGUUAUGGCGCCGGUCCCCUACCGGAGCUAUGAUUUGUAAUGCAUGCGGACUUUACCUGAAAGCUCGAAACGUUGCAAGGCCAACAAAGAGGAAUCGAACGCAAGCGAGCCCCGAGGCGUAUUUCCCCCAAAACCAACCCGUUGGCUCUCACCUUGAUCCCGUUGGCGGUGGAAAUGAAGGCUGUGGUGGUUCAUCCGGCUCUUGUCCGGGUGGUGGAAACUGCAAUGGUACAGGUGGUGCAGAGGGAUGCGACGGUUGCCCAGCCUAUAACAAUCGCGUCUACAAGUCAACCGCUCGAGGGAACGUCGCGGCGCAUGCGCUGAACAGGGCAGUAAUUCCGGAAAGUGUUCCACCUCCGCAAGAGCCUGAGGCACCGGCAAGGAAUGGUGGGCAACCAGAGGGAAACAUGCUGGUGGCUUGCCAAAACUGCGGCACUACCGUGACACCGCUCUGGCGACGGGACGAGAACGGGCAUCCGAUCUGUAAUGCCUGUGGCCUCUACUACAAGCUCCACGGUUCCUACCGACCUACCACGAUGAAAAAGACCAUUAUCAAACGGCGAAAACGUGUCGUACCGGCCUUGCGAGAAAAUUCUCCAACUGCCGCUACCCAUUCCUCUUACGGCUCCUCCGCCUCACCAGAAGCGGCGUCCCCUGCCACACUAGCCUAUUCUCACGACGAGCAUCAUCGAUACUACAGCUCAGAGCCUGUUGAUCAAUUUCACCGGAUUUCGCCUGCCGCACAGAGACCGUUUGGCUAUGCACCACCACCGGUUGACUUCACAGGUUUCAACGCGGGAGCUAUAUCACUACCCCACCACCCACCUCCGCCGAGAUUGCUCGAGCCAGGUCAUCCACCGAUUUCUCAAUUUGGGCGACGAUCGAUCUCGCCGAACUCCUCGGGGAAUCCUAAAAAACGAACAUUAGCAGAGACCGGGCCGAAUGUAGACGUUGGUCCCGUUCCGUCCACAUUAGAGGCCGGAUCAAAUCAACUCCCACCAAUUGUCUCGUCGGCCAAUCCGCCAGCACCUGCUCGAUUGAGCUCAAUUUCCUCUAUCCUGAACCAUGCUCAUGCCCGCGACGAAGCUCGCUUAGACCCGUCUCUUGCUGCUCUAAGCCGUCAGCAACAAGCUCAACCGCAUCACUCACAACCCUCACCGCUUCCCUCUUCCCAAGCAGCUUCACAACCACUACCUAGUGUAUCCAAAAUGGAAAACCUCGUGGAGGAUCGCCGGGCGAAGCUGCAGCGGGAAGCCGAAGAAAUGCGGGAACAACUUCGGGCAAAGGAGCGGGAGCUGGCGGAGCUCGCCAGCCAAUGA